CUCACUACGCUCAACCACUGUACCCGCCAUGAGCACAAGCUCGAAUUUUGCGAGCACGUUCGCCCCCUACACUCCUCCACCAGACGACCCCGUACAACGUCCGCCCGCACCUGCAUCGGCUUCACGUACUAAAGCACCUCCUCGUCCUUGGUUUCCUACUCAACCUGAAACCUCUUCGUACCAAUCUGGUGGACUACCCACUCUGGGGACUUCUUAUGGAGGUGGAGGUGCUGGUGGCGUUACUAUGGGCGGAUUCGGAAAUCAGCCAGAGGCAGACGGACCAACAAACCAAUGGGAGUCGCGGUUCAACAUGCGUGUCGACGUUCUGGCAGCUUUUGCGUACUUACUGGGGCCAAUCUCUGCGCUCAUUUGUCUCAUACUCGAGACUCAUAAUGACUACGUUCGAUUCCAUGCGUAUCAAUCCGCGCUUUCGACGACACCGCUUGUGUUGCUACGAAUAUUUACCUCACUUGUUCACUUUCCCUCGUUCUUAAACACACUCAUCACAAUAAUACUCGUCGUCUUUAUUCUAUUCAUGGCGUUUCGAGCAUAUGUUGAUGCAGCUCGGAAUAAUCUUACUAGAUAUUACCUGCCAUACGUUGGAUUACUAGCAGACCAGUGGGUCUCGGAGGAAUAGAACUAGGACUUCUUCCACUGCAAUUACUAUGAAGUGUAGCAUUUUAUUUAUCUACUGUUUUAUGACUCUCUGUGAGCCGACUUUUUAUACC
Fomitiporia mediterranea MF3/22 is the source of this 728-nucleotide messenger RNA. RefSeq lists its product as uncharacterized. The transcript is spliced from 5 exons. The record is from RefSeq and is a predicted model, not a curated record. NCBI's taxonomy places the organism in Eukaryota, Fungi, Basidiomycota, Agaricomycetes, Hymenochaetales, Hymenochaetaceae. The coding region runs from base 29 to 637 and encodes 202 amino acids.